AUGAAGACAGUGAUGAUGUCGAUGAUAGAGGCGUCACUGGUGACAGUGUUAAUGUUUGCAACAUCCAUAACUGCCGAAGUGGAAGAAGUGUCGUGCACAGCGGAUGCAAUCAACGUAGUUAUGAACAAGUCAGAUCCGGAUGUGCAGCGAUGGAUGUCCGAUCCGAAAGCACAACCCGUGGUGUACUGGAAGAAGUGUCGUGCACAGCGGAUGCAAUCAACGUAG
This is a messenger RNA of Gongylonema pulchrum, 225 nucleotides long. The record is from the annotation of a GenBank genome assembly. NCBI's taxonomy places the organism in Eukaryota, Metazoa, Nematoda, Chromadorea, Rhabditida, Gongylonematidae.